AUGGCCCCAGUCCUCUCACUUCUGGCCGUUGGCCUGAUGGUCAUGGAAGGCGCUCUCGCUCACCCGGGGCACGACGUUGCCCAGGAGGCCGCCGAGCGUGGCAACUGGCUACGCACCCGCAGCCCAAAGUCCGUUCGUGACUGCGCUUCGCAGCUCCGAAAGCGUGGUCACCUCGAGAACUCCAUCGCUCGUCGCCAGGCCAUGGCCGAUAAGGCUCGCGUCAAGAGGAACCUUCCUCAGCUCGUUGCCCGCGACUUUGCUACCUACAAUAUCUCCCACACGUCUGACAAGGACGUCACCCUUGGUGCCGAUGAGCUUGAGCUUUUCGACGACAACUCUAGCUGUGCCCUGCAGCCUGAGGUUACCCAGGGUCCUUACUAUGUGGACGGCGAGCUCAUUCGCAGCGAUAAAACGGAUGGGGAGGCCGGUGUACCACUGUUCUUGGAUGUCCUGAUCAUCGACACGUCGACCUGCGAGCCGAUUCCCGCGGUCUUUAUGGAUGUAUGGCACUGCAACGCUACUGGUGUGUACUCCAGCGUCAGCGCAUCUGGCAACGGUAAUUCGGCUGACACCACCAAUCUCGACAACACCGCCCUCCGUGGCAUCCAGCAGACCGACUUCAACGGCGUUGCUCAGUUCGAGACGAUCGCCCCAGGUCACUACACCGGCCGUGCUCCCCACAUCCACAUCCUGACACACAACACCAACGAGACCAUUAUUCGUACAAACGGCACUCUGCUCGGUAGCAACCAGACUACCUCUGCGUCCCACGUCGGUCAGAUCUUCUUCGACCAGGAUUUGCUCACUGCCGUUUCUGAGACUGCACCAUACAACACCAACACCCAAGAGCUUACCACAAACGCUGAUGACAGCAUCUUGAUCCAGGAGACCGCUGACAUGGACCCCUUCGUCGAGUACGUCUAUGUCAACCCAGAUAACAUUGCUGAUGGCAUCCUUGCCUGGGUCCGCCUUGGUAUCGACCCAACCGCGGACGACAGCAUUAGCUCUGCUGCUGCCAUCUACAAGACUGGCGGUGUCGCCAACGAGAACUCCCACAUGGGUGGUGGACCAGGCGGAGAUAACGAUACCGGCAUGGGUGCUCCCCCAUCAUAG
Molecule: messenger RNA, 1113 nt
Organism: Fulvia fulva
Lineage: Eukaryota; Fungi; Ascomycota; Dothideomycetes; Mycosphaerellales; Mycosphaerellaceae
Exons: 3
Coding region: 1-1113 (370 amino acids)
Molecular function (GO): oxidoreductase activity, acting on single donors with incorporation of molecular oxygen, incorporation of two atoms of oxygen; ferric iron binding
Source: RefSeq, a predicted model, not a curated record